UGGCGUUUUGGUUGAGAUUUGUUUAUGGCUCCUCAGACCGCUGUGUAUUGCUAUCCUGCGGUCGUUACUAAAGUUGGUAUAACUAGAGAAGCAAGCGGUCGGUAACAUUCAUCUCUGGAGGGGGUGUCUAACUCGGUGUUCAGGUUUGUUUGAAUUAAUUAUUCGCCGGAAUAUCCCUUUAAUUAAUGUGUUCUGUAUCAGAGUCUGGUCAAUAUUUGGGUCUCUGACCCGCUCAGACUGAUGGGACUCCUGUCUCUUUUUCUUUCAUAACUUAUGUGGUUUUUAGAGCCACUUGUCUUUGUUCGAUUAGAAAUUAGAAGAUUGAAGCCCCCCCACCAUCUCUCUCUUUCUACAGUCCUGAUACAGGUCUGUUGUUCAGUCAGUCUGGUUCUGUUGGAGGUUUCUGGUUAAAGGGUCAAAGGUUAAGGGUUUGGAUUGUUUGAUUGUGUCCUGAGUAAAUAUGAGUUCAUAUUAGAGGAAUAAUGCGACAGAAAAGUGCUGAACUGUGUUACUCUCAGGAGUGUCGCCGUUAAACACUGGGACUGAAAUUACAGCAUCAUUACAUAAUUACCACUGAGGCAGAUUAUCAGCUGGAUCCAGAGGCCGGUUCAGAGGGACAAUAAUGGAGCUCACAUGCGGCAGGAGCAGCAGGAGGAGGAGCAGGAGGAGCCGCUCCCUCCUGAUGAAAACAAGCCGGACGACGGAGGGGUAGAGCCGGGCUGCAGCAGGCCUGUAGCCCGGGGAUCGAGCACCGUCAACACCGGGGAACCACCGGAGCAGACCCGCCGUCUCCUUCGGUAGAAAACAGUCGAAAAAGGGAAUUUUACCCAGAGAGGAGGAGGAGGAGACCUACCCGGUUACUGACGCGUCCUUACUCCCGUCUGAACGGCCCGAGAAUCCGUCAAUAAUCCGGCUUCCGCUCCGACGUGUCCAGUUUGGAUCGCUGUCUAAACUCGAGAGUUAGUCCCGGGUCGUAAUCCUGGUUCUGUUCCGGGUUUCAGGUUCUGAAAAGGACCAUUUGGACCGUAGUUCGUGGCCUGGCUCUACUCCGAUCGACUCGACCCUGUCUGCUUUAAAGCAGCAGU
Messenger RNA from Xyrichtys novacula (pearly razorfish), 1085 nucleotides. Lineage: Eukaryota; Metazoa; Chordata; Actinopteri; Labriformes; Labridae. The record is from the annotation of a GenBank genome assembly.